Messenger RNA from Xyrichtys novacula (pearly razorfish), 4742 nucleotides. The record is from the annotation of a GenBank genome assembly. NCBI's taxonomy places the organism in Eukaryota, Metazoa, Chordata, Actinopteri, Labriformes, Labridae.
AGAGGGUCAACCGUCUGACAGCAUGAAGGACGCUAACACAGUCAAGGAAAAGAUGGACUUCCCCCGCCAGGCGCUUUUGGAGAAUUAUGUGGACUCUUUUCUUCAGGUUUGGACUGAAGUUGGACCGUGCCGUGAUGAGAGGCUUCUUGGGAGGGCGGCUCAUUAUCUCCAGAGAGAACCGGACCUGAGAGGGAUUUUCACACUCUUCCCCUUCAACCAGUGCGUACAGAGGAGGUGUCAAGACCCGAGUCUGAACUUUAAGAAAGCGCUGCCUGCUCUCAUCAAAGCUUCAGAAUUAUUAGAGACUCUGUGUGUCAAUAUUUUCCUUCAACCAUGGAAAAAAGAAAUCAAGACAUUAAAGGUAAAGCAAUGUUUUUCUUUCUUUCUUUCUUUCUUUCUUUCUUCACACAAGUUAACUUUUACUACCAAUAAUAAUAAUAAUGAUAAGAAGAAGAACAAUAAUAAAAGUCAGAGGUGUUUCUUUGAAAACUUCUUCAAAUAAUGUGACUAACAUAUCAUCUUCUCAAUCAAAAGCACAAUAAAGCUCAUGUUUUUCCAUAACUUAAGAUACAUUUUGUAUCAGACUGGUGUAGAAAUCAUCCUGUGUAGACAUCAUGUGUACUAGCACAGAUGACUAUGUAGGAAUACAAUAAAAGAACUUUAUUUAUCCCCAAAGGAGAAUUUAUUUAACAGGCUAUUUAGUGGAUGUAGCUGCUGUUUGUUUUUGAACAAUAAAUAAUAUUUAUAAUCCUUUAUUGCACUAUGCUUUCUGUCCAUCUUAUAUUAAUUUAAGUAUGACAUUUGACUUUCCUUUAAUUUGUUUGACAUGAAAUGAAUCAAUUUAAUCUAUUGUGUAGAGGCCCUGAGUUUGUCAUUUUGACAAACCCCCAGUCACAUGACUGAUGACCAUGAUCAGGUAAGAUGGUGGAGCUGGUGAACCCUUUUUACUAGCAGGCAUAAUGACAUUUCAGAAUAACUGAUAUGUAGAAAUGUUCUUGUCUUUAGUCUUUUUUUUUUUCUUUGUGAAGUUAUUAUUUUAAAAAACACAAGGUGGAGUUGUCAUUGUAGGCCAACUGUAGGAGCCAAAAGCUCUCCAGAGAGUGUCUUUGUCACCCAUAAUCGAAGGGUCCGGAGUUAGUUAGGCCUGAGUUUUUUUUCUGUGGACUUAAACAGAAUUUAGGGAAAUUCAGUUUGUACUUGUGAGAAACAGACUGUAAUAUUGUCAUCUACAAGAUUGUCAUUAAAAUCUUUGGUGUGUAGUGAGUUCAUCCAAACUCACUGGUUUGCCUGGUCAUUGCCAUUGAUUUAUGCUGACAACUGUGUUUUUUGUUGUUGUUUUAUGUAUAAUGACCAAAUUGUCAAAAUGAGGUCAUUUUCUCUAAGUGAUGAAGGAAAUGUUUGUGUGUUUUUUCCAGACCUUUACAGGUCCAUUUGUGUACUGCCUCCUGCCAGUUUUCAGCAGUUCUACCAUUCAGUCUGUCCUGGCCUCUAUCGGAUACAAGCCUCAUACUGACACGCCAUCAAGGUAAGGACUGAUGAGAAGAGGAGCAAGGAAAUUUUUUUGAGUCCCCACACCCACUAUAAAUCCUAAAUAUACUGUAUGGAGACUUGAGUCUUCACUGUGUACAGUCUGAAAAAAUGUGACUUCUUCAUGUAUUUCAGUGAGUACAGACUCUGUGACGAUGUUGACACAGACAAAGCCAAGCUGGUGGGCUUUGAGCUAAUGCUGGUGAGGGUGGAGUGCCACCACCUCCUUGAGCUUUAUGACAGGUAUCAGGCAGGACAACAGGUAAGAGCAAAAAACUGUUUUGAUACCUCUGUUAUAAUUAUUUCAAAAAGCAGCUGAAUAAACUAUUGUAAACUGUUUUACUUACUCAAUAAAUCAAUGGAAUUCAGUUUCAUAGUGAACCAGACUCAGCAGUUAUCUAAAUCAGUCUCAGUGCUGUCGCAUACUUAACCAGCGCUCAUGUUUCUUUGUCAGGACUACAUGUUUUGAUAUGUGCCUUUUCCUGAUGAAUGAUCAACUGGUUGUCUGAAAGGAAGACACUUAAAUGGUGCUGGAGUAUUCUUCUGACCAACUUAAGCUUGAUACAUUAUACUCAUCCAUUCACAAAUGAAAUUAUAUUGCACAAACACUGAUGGCCAUGCCUUUGACUACACUUUUGUGCGCUUCUCAAGGACCCUGAGUUGUUAAGUAAAUGAGUUGGGGAUCAUUUUACCCUCUCCCCUGCAGGGUGAUCCAUAAAUGCAUGUACUCCUCUGAAACUUUACCUCAUAUUUGUUUGUUGGGCGUCUUGAUCUCCAUAAUUGACAACAUGUUUAAUAGACACUAAUAAAUAAGUGUCUUUAUAAGGUGAUGUAAGAGCUUCCUUUACAAACGUAACCCAACUGCUGCCCCAUGACAGAAAUAAAUGAAGGUGCUCUAUGCAUAUAAAGCCUAACAGUAGUGGUUCUGCUGUGUUUAAAUGGAAAAGAUAAUGUUACAGACCUGACAGUGGUGAGAAAAAAAAUCACUGAUAUGCAGUGAGCUGAUUCAUGUACCUUGUUUCUGCUUCUAUGAAUUUUACCCCCCAUUUAUCCUUUGCUGCAGAGAUGGCUGGAUAUUCUCCAUGAAAGACUGGGGUUAACAAAACGGGAGGAAUCCACAGACAAGACAACAGCAGGGCAAAAUGAAGAGGAGACCAAGAAGGAAGAGGAAGAAAGAAAAGAGGUAGGGCAGAGUACACAGACUGGUUAACUCCAUGAAGAUGAUAAAGAAAACUUUUCUUCUAACCUGUCUUGACAUAAACAUGUCUUUAUAUUUGCUCCUAUCAAAUGUAUUAAAGAACAUCAAGGUACAAACAGCCUGUCCUGACUGGCUGAAGAUCCAAGUAUCAACCUCAACAAGCCAGCUUCAGUCUACACUAAACUCAGUCCUGUUUUCCUCCAGAUACCUCUGCAGUUGGACAGCGGGUUUGCAGUGAAGCAGCAACCCAAGCCUCUGUCCUGCAAGAUAAACAGUGAAGACCAAUCAAUUAUGGAGAUGCAAAUGACUUACCCUGACCUGGCCUUCAGGGGGCGCCCUCUGCUUCCAGACAAACCCCACCGAGCAAUCAGCAGCAGGAGCAGCGGUAAAGCUGUACAUACAGCAAGUAUUAAUAUUCCUAAUAACAGUAAUGCUGCCGACCUUCCCAGAGGAGAUUUAGGAUCCAAAGCCUCUGCUUCUACUAUCUACAAUCACAGCAAUGUCCACAGAGCUCAUUCUGAUGGUGUCAGAUGCAGUGACUGUAAUGACAGGAACUGUGGUGCGCCUGCUGGUCCAGCCACUGUUAGUAGUGGCCUCUGUAAAACUGAAGUUGACAGAGCAGAUGAUAAGCACGGUCAUUCUCAAGCCCUUAACCACACAACAAGAGCUGGAUCCCCAGCAGAGCAAAGUUCAAAGCCUGGGCAGCACCAGAGCAGAGCAGAGCCUCCUGCCUCGGCACAACAGCAGACUGCAGCAGGUAACUAACACACUUGUCUUGGUUUCAUAACUUGAAGAAAGUGCAGUCUGCAUUAACAAAGCAAAACUCUGAUUCUCACAGACAACAACAGGCAUGCCAACCAACAGCUUCCAUCUCUGAGCCCCACAGACAUGCAGGACCUGAGGGAGCUGGAAGAGAGGAUGGGGCAGCUUCACCUGCAGGAGACUAAAGAGGAAGUGAGAAGAAAACAUGAUGACAUGAGAGGAGGGGAGAAAACUAAUAAAGACCGGAGGAAGAAAGAGAAGAAAACAAGCACAGACGGAAAGGUAGCGGGGCAGACCUUGAAGAUGCCAAUGAUGGAAACAGGUCCAACACUGAGCCAUGCUGCAGGAAAAUGCCCCACAUCCUCUGAGUCUGGUCCGACAGUGAUGAAAGCACAGACGUCGCCAUCACAGCCUACCCUCAGUACAGCAGAUCAGAGCUAUCAAGUCUUGGGCCAAGGGCAGCAGGUGGGAGAGGAUCAUGAGAGUACAGAAACAGGCCGAGGAGACGAGGAGCAACUGGCAAAGAGCUACGUUUUCAUCGAGCAUCACAAGAAGUAACAUGCCAUGUUUACCUCCCACUCCUAUCAAAAAUACUGACACACACACUGUAGGUGCCAUUUAACUAUGAAAUCUUUGUUCUGUAUUCUUGGAGUCCAUCAUUUGCUGAAGUACAGAGAAAAGUACAUUGUGUUUGGUUUCGGAGAUGUUAAGUCUUUGCUGAUUUGUUUCCUGUAUUUGAAGUCUGUUUGUUGCCUUACUUAACAGCUCCCAUAGUCAUGUGAUGAAGGCUCAGGAAGUGAAGUGUAUUUUAUUGAAGUUUUUGUUUUGUUGUUUUCAAUAAAUGAGUGCUGCAGAGUGUCAUGGUUGUUUAACCGUAUGCCGUAGGCCAUCAAGCAGAUUCAACGAGUAAAACAUUCUUGUCAUCUUUCAAGAGUAGUUAUCAAAACAAGUACGUUUAGAAAUGCAACACCUGAGAAAAAUAAGAUGUUAGAUGCCCCCCCCCCCCUUUCCCCGCCCCCCUAAAUUGGCAGAGCAUAUUUAAAGCACCUGUAGCAGGAGAGCUGCCCUUUUCUUCUGUCUGUGCCUGGUGGCUGCCACAUGGUCUGAAGUUAGGUAGGUAAUGUGGCCUUGAUCAAUUUGGUCUACAAUUUAUCUUGUAUCAUGACCCUUUAAUCAGGAGCUAAACUGUGUUAUUAUAGUUAACUUAAGCCUUAAUAGUUUCGACCAACUGGUUUUAUGUCCUUUUUAACUAUUU